Molecule: messenger RNA, 1746 nt
Organism: Penicillium concentricum
Lineage: Eukaryota; Fungi; Ascomycota; Eurotiomycetes; Eurotiales; Aspergillaceae
Product: flavin-containing monooxygenase
Exons: 4
Coding region: 1-1746 (581 amino acids)
Molecular function (GO): flavin adenine dinucleotide binding; NADP binding; N,N-dimethylaniline monooxygenase activity
Source: RefSeq, a predicted model, not a curated record
AUGACUAUCCUGCCAUACACCACCCGAGCGGCUGAGAGCAGCAGCCAAGAUGAGUAUACUGUUCUCGAAGAGCCACUGGGUGCCACCCGUCAUAUUCGCAUUGCUACAAUCGGGGCUGGAAUCAGCGGUUUGAACAUGAUACGGGCUUUGCGAAAGACAAUGUCAAACUACGAGCAUGUCGUCUACGAGAAGAACCCGGAGGUAGGAGGUACUUGGUACGAGAAUCGCUAUCCCGGGUGCCAAUGUGAUCAUCCCUCGCACAACUACCAGUUUACUUGGAAGCCAAAUCCGAGAUGGUCGCAGUUUUCUGCGAAGAGACCGGAGAUCCAGGAGUAUAUUCUUCGCUGCUGCGAAGAGGAAAACAUGCGUCCUGAAAUAAAGCUCUCACACCAAAUAGUUGGCGCCUGGUGGGAUGACGCCGCCAGCCAGUGGAGUUUGAAAAUCCGCAAUCUGGUCACGGGGGCAAUGGUGGAUGACCAUUGCGACUUUCUUCUGAACGCUACCGGGAUUCUGAAUAAUUGGAAAUGGCCGAAUAUCCCGGGACUAAAUGACUUCAAGGGAGAUCUUGUCCAUAGCGCUGCUUGGAAAGAGGAUUUCCAAUACCAAGGCAAGCGAGUUGCUGUCAUUGGAAAUGGGUCUUCGGGGGUGCAGAUUGUGCCGUCGAUUCAACCAGAUGUCGAGAAGCUUGUACACCUUAUCCGCUCCCCAACUUGGAUAGCUCCUCCUCAAACCGAGCGAAUGCUGAAAGGGGCAUCUGCUGAGGUCAUGAAGUCGGCGCGCAUGGAUGGUGAAAAGUUCACACCAGAGCAAAUAGAACAUUUCGAGCAGGAUCGGGAGUAUUAUCGUUCUUUUAUCAAGGCCACAGAAGAGCAGGUCAAUGCUCGCUUCCGAACGAUGGUAAACAACGAUGGACUUGCAGAUCAGCUACAGCAGAGUCUUGUGGCCCAUAUGAGAGGUGCUCUAAAGGAUGACCCCGACCUUAUCCGAGCAGUUAUCCCAACUACCUUCCCUGCUGGCUGCCGAAGACUCACCCCGGGUCCGGGAUACCUCGAGUCACUCAGUGCCACCAACGUGAGGGUUGUUACAGAAGGUAUCCGAAAAGUCCUACCUGGCGGUAUUGAGCUCAUUUCGGGAGAGUUUGUGGAAUUGGAUGCCAUUAUCUGUGCAACUGGAUUCGACGUCUCAUUCUGCCCGCGCUUCCCCAUUGUUGGGAAGAAUGGUCACAACCUGCAAGAUAUUUGGACCAAAAACCUCCCUGCUGCUUACAUGUCCUGUACUGUUGCCGAUAUGCCGAACUAUUUUGUGUUCAUGGGCCCCAAUGCACCGAUCGGCCAUGGUAGUGUGCUCAGCAUUGCGGAACAAGUUGCCAGGUAUAUUGUGCGCAUGCUCAAGAAAUGCCAGAUCGAAAAUAUCAAAUCGGUCACUGUUCGCGCCGAAGCGGUUAGGGAAUUCACCCAGCAUACGCACACUUUCCUUCCGCGGACUAUCUGGGCGGGCAAUUGUCGCUCGUGGUACAAAAAUGGAACUAUUGAUGGUCCCAUCACAGCUUUACAUCCUGGAAGUCGAAUUCACUGGUUCCAUAUGAUGGAAAUAUUCCGCCCGGAGGAUUAUGAAUUUGAGUAUCAAUGUCCAGGAAAUCGAUUCCAAUUCCUCGGAAAUGGCUUCUCUGUCAGAGAGGGCGCGAAGAACCCGACGUGGUAUUUGGAACAGCUGGAUGACUUCUCGGAAGCUUUGUUUCCCAGUUAA